Messenger RNA from Choloepus didactylus (southern two-toed sloth), 1403 nucleotides. It is a transcript of the gene RBM3, whose product is annotated as RNA binding motif protein 3. Gene Ontology annotation, molecular function: ribosomal large subunit binding; RNA binding. Bases 651 to 1121 code for a protein of 156 amino acids. Gene Ontology annotation, biological process: positive regulation of mRNA splicing, via spliceosome; regulation of translation. Lineage: Eukaryota; Metazoa; Chordata; Mammalia; Pilosa; Megalonychidae. The transcript has 6 exons. Gene Ontology annotation, cellular component: spliceosomal complex. The record is from RefSeq and is a predicted model, not a curated record.
CCGGAUUCCAGGUAAGCAGCAUGUUUUGCGGAGUUGACGCUCCUCACUUGCACCGCCCCAGGCAAGAGCGAGGAGUGAGAGCGUGCAUGAGGAGAACAGAGGCCCCUGACACGUAGGCUUGGGCUUCUGGGCGGGCGGCCCCGGGUUCGGAGGGGUAAUAUUUCGGUUGGUGGGAAGCCGGCGCGAGGUAUCCAAGUGCGAGGAAUGCCGGAAGGUGUUGGCGGCAUCUUUGGCAGCACUGACCACGAGAUAAUCCAGAUGUGCUUGCUACCAUCCCCCCCCCAACCAGCCUCCCCACGUCACCGCCGCCAUCUUGUUUUAUGGGCACGGAGGGAACGCAAGGCUGUUCAGGUGUGCGCGGCAGCACAAAAUGACGGGCGUGGUGGCAGAGGACGUUGUGGGCAUGCGCGAUAGCGGCCCCUAAAUGUCGACCUCCGUGAUUAAGCCGCGCUGAUUCCCGCCUUGUCGGUCUUCGUCUCGUUUGUCCUUAGUUACUCCUUAUUUUGUUUCUCUUUUCCUUUUUCUAACCUUCUCACCUCUCUUCAUUCUCCUUUUCCAUUCCUCCAACUUUCCUUUUUUUCUUUUCCUUCCACUUCCACUGAUUCUCUCAUCUUUUUCCUUACUCUUCUCUAGAACUCGAAUUCCCUACCAUGUCGUCUGAAGAAGGAAAACUCUUCGUGGGAGGGCUCAACUUCAACACCGACGAGCAGGCAUUGGAAGACCACUUCAGCAGCUUCGGGCCUCUCUCUGAAGUGGUUGUCAUCAAGGACCGGGAGACUCAGCGGUCCAGAGGUUUUGGCUUCAUCACUUUCACCAAUCCAGAGCAUGCCUCAGAUGCCAUGCAAGCCAUGAAUGGAGAGUCCCUGGAUGGCCGCCAGAUCCGUGUGGACCAUGCGGGCAAGUCAGCCCGGGGAACCAGAGGGGGUGCCUUUGGGGGUCAUGGGCGUGGUCACAGCUACUCUAGAGGUGGUGGGGACCAGGGAUAUGGGAGCAGCCGGUAUGAUAGUCGGCCUGGAGGAUAUGGAUAUGGAUAUGGAAGGUCCAGAGACUAUGGUGGCAGAAACCAGGGUGGUUAUGACCGCUACUCUGGAGGGAAUUACAGAGAUAAUUACGACAACUGAGAUGAGAUACACAAGGAAUAAAAAUUCUUCUGAUCCAGCAUCGUCUUUCCAAAUGGCUGUAUUUAUAAGAUUUUUGGAGCUGCACUGAAGCAUCUUUGUUUUAUAGUACAUCAACUUCUAUUUUUGAAUUGAGCUCCCAGGGUAGCUUCUCACAGACCUUUUAGAAAGCUCCAUGUGUUUCCAAUUUUUUUUUCCCUCCAUUUGCAAAUUCUGGGACAUUGUAAAGUCUGGGUAUUUUUCUUUUACUAGUUUUUUAGUUUGGGCUCUGGAAUUAAUGGUUCU